AAUCACAAUAAGGAAACUAUCCCCAAAGAUGAGCUUCGCAUGUAAAAUCUUAGCCAGCUUCCUUCUGAUUUUCAUCUUUUCUAUCAAAGGUGCAGCUUCUACAACCAUCUCUGGGGUCCUGCAUCAUGCCGUCAAUCUGGACAUUCAUGAUUUAAAAAUGAAUGAUAAUAUAGAUGAUAUACAAUGGAAAAAAGAGAAAACCUGGAUUGCACGAUUCAACAAAGGCAAAAUAGAUGUAUUUAAGAAAGAGAAAGAAUACCAACUAUUUAACAAUGGAACUCUGAAAAUUAAAAAGCUGCAGAGAAACAAUAGUGGUGACUACAAUGUAUAUGUAUAUGAUAGGGAUGGAAAAGAAGUGUUGAACAAAAGAUUUAAUUUGAAGAUUCUAGAGAAGGUCUCAAAACCUGUGAUCAGCUGGGGUUGUACCAACUUAACCAUUACCUGUGAGAUAACACAAGGAACUGACCCUAAAUUAACACUGUAUGAAAAUGGGAAAAACAUCAAAGAAGGUCAGAAAGUCAUCGUGCACAAGUGGACCACCAAACCAACUGUAUCAUUCAAGUGCACAGCAACUAACACAUUCAGUGAGGAGACCAGCAUGGCGGACGUCAGGUGCUCAGAGGAUGGUCUGGAUAUCUACACAAUCAUUGGCAUAUCUGGAGGAGGCUUGCUCUUCUUGCUCAUCGUGGGACUUCUCAUUCUCUUUAUCAGCAAGAGGAAAAAACAGCACAGAAGGACACAUGGUGAGGAACUGGAUAUCAGAGCACACAGAAUAACCUCUCAGGAAAGAAGCCAGACGCCCCACCAAAUCCCAGCCUCAGGUCCUCAAAAUCCAGCCAUGUCCCAACUUCCUCCACCAUCUGGUCAUCGUCCCCAGGCACAUGGUCAUCGUCCCCCUCCUCCCGGCCACCGUGUCCAGCACCAGCACCAGCAGCAGAAGAGGCCUCUUCCUUCCCCUGGCACACGAGUUCACCAGCAGAAAGGACCUCCUCUCCCCAGGCCUCGAGUUCAACCAAAACCUCCCCGUGGGGCCACAGAAAACUCAUAACUGUCUUUUGGCAGAGCUGUCCCCAUCCUCUAAUUAAAAGGGAUAGAAACUGUCCCCUCCCAGAAAGGCACUGUGGAAUUCCUGCACUCUGGUGUGGAUGCCUGCAUUUCUGUCGACUGUGUCCUGUAAGUAGGGCAUCAUCGCCUCCCGAGCUCAUGGCCCACAGCCACACCUGCACACCUCAGCCACACGAUCUAACAGCUAGAGUCUCUGGCCUCCUCCUGAAAUGCCGCUGCACCAGGAAGGGAGAGGCAGCACAAGUGCAAUCAUUAGGAUGAUGGGUGACACAUCGCAGAACCCUAGAGCUCUCCUCGCCUCCCUGCAUGACAUCCAGCAGCCACUCUGCCUGUGUCUCAUUACCAGCCGCCUGCCUGUUCAAGAGACUUGGGUUUCUUAUGUGCCUGGUGGACACUUACCCACCAUCU
Molossus molossus (Pallas's mastiff bat) is the source of this 1473-nucleotide messenger RNA. It is a transcript of the gene CD2, whose product is annotated as CD2 molecule. Gene Ontology annotation, molecular function: signaling receptor binding. The coding region runs from base 29 to 1048 and encodes 339 amino acids. Gene Ontology annotation, biological process: cell-cell adhesion; positive regulation of type II interferon production. Gene Ontology annotation, cellular component: membrane. Lineage: Eukaryota; Metazoa; Chordata; Mammalia; Chiroptera; Molossidae. The transcript is spliced from 5 exons. The record is from RefSeq and is a predicted model, not a curated record.